Candida tropicalis MYA-3404 is the source of this 846-nucleotide messenger RNA. RefSeq names its product GTP cyclohydrolase I. The transcript has a single exon. Gene Ontology annotation, biological process: tetrahydrobiopterin biosynthetic process; tetrahydrofolate biosynthetic process. Bases 1 to 846 code for a protein of 281 amino acids. The record is from RefSeq and is a predicted model, not a curated record. Gene Ontology annotation, molecular function: GTP cyclohydrolase I activity; zinc ion binding; GTP binding. Gene Ontology annotation, cellular component: cytoplasm. NCBI's taxonomy places the organism in Eukaryota, Fungi, Ascomycota, Pichiomycetes, Serinales, Debaryomycetaceae.
AUGUCUGAAUUACAACUGUCAAAAUCUAAUAAUCGUAAAGAUGAAAUUAAUGGAAAUCAUUCCCCAAAAUCCGUUUUACCAAUAAAACGUUCCAAACUUGUUCCUUCUGGUUCAUCUACAACAAAUCACAUCAGUGCAGCAUUACCUAGAGAUUUAAUAGAAACUCCAUUACAAACUCGUGCUGCAUCACCAUUAAUUUUAAAUCCACCAAUUGAUAGUGAUGGGUUAUCAUGGCCAUCUCAAGGAGCUAGACAAAGAAUCGAACAAAGUCCAGAAGAAGCCAAGGCAAGAGAAGAAAGAAUUGCUGAUGCUGUUAAAGUUAUAUUGGAAGAAUUAGGUGAAGAUACUACUAGAGAAGGAUUAUUAGAAACUCCUGAACGAUAUGCUAGAGCAAUGUUGUAUUUUACCAAAGGUUAUGAAGAUAAUAUUCGUGAUGUUAUUAAAAGAGCAGUAUUUGAAGAAGAUCAUGAUGAAAUGGUUAUUGUUCGUGAUAUUGAAAUUUAUUCCCUUUGUGAACAUCAUUUAGUUCCAUUUUUUGGUAAAGCUCAUAUUGCUUAUAUUCCAAAUAAAAGAGUCUUAGGAUUAAGUAAAUUAGCAAGAUUAGCUGAAAUGUAUUCAAGAAGAUUUCAAGUUCAAGAAAGAUUAACUAAACAAAUCGCCAUGGCUUUAAGUGAAAUUUUAAAACCAAGAGGUGUUGCUGUGGUUAUUGAAGCCACCCAUAUGUGUAUGGUUAGUAGAGGGGUACAAAAAACUGGAUCAAGUACUACCACUAGUUGUAUGUUGGGUUGUUUUAGAGAUCAUCAAAAAACUAGAGAAGAGUUUUUGACUUUAUUAGGAAGAAAAUAA